AUGGCGGAAGGAGAUUCACCUCCGGUUCAGUCCCAAAUUUUCAAGGCAAUUGCCUGUGCAGAUAUCUCCAGUCUCAAACAAAGUCUGGCAACAAAGGAAGUGGACCUUGAAGCUCGAAACCCUGUUGGUCGAACUGCCCUGCAUCUGGCUAUUACUGCAGCAUCAGCAGAUAUUUGCCAGUGUUUGAUCGAUAAUGGCGCGCGAUUGGAUGCAUGGACUAAACAAGGCGAAGCGGCAGUACAUCUAGCUGCUAAGAGAGGACAAGUGGAUGUUUUGCACGCGAUAAUGCCGCCUCUUGUGGCAGAGAAAUCAGCUACCCAGGACAAUAUCGCCGCUGGUGGGAAAAAGGAUGAUCGCACUGUACAUGUGAACUGCCUCACGCAAAAGUACCAAAUGUCACCACUUUAUAUUGCUGUUGCUCUUGCACGCAUGGAAGUUGUGGAAGCUCUACUGACUACCUACCAUGCCGAUAUCAACAUCAUUGCUGGUAAACAAGACGACCAACGAGGGACACGAGCGGCUGAUGUUCUUGAAGCAGCUCUUCAGCAUCCUCGUGAUACCUGUCGUUCUCUCUUAAAGAUGCUACUUCCGCGUGGUGCCAGCUUGCUUAACCCAUCAACGGGUGCUGUAUCACCGUCGUUGCUUGUUUUAAUAUUGCGGAGAGGUGAGGAUGUACUGGAUAUUUUUGCGGAACUUGACUCAGAAGCUUUUGCCCAUGCGAUCAAGAAGUUUGUUUGGGGGGAGUCGAUGAAAUACUACAACGCUCUAACUAGUGCAAUCGAGCUUGGCCUUGAGGAUACGGCACUAAAGCUCCUCUCAUAUGGAGCACCUCCGAAAUUAGAUUUCGAUUCUUCCCUGGAUACUACAGGAAACCGUCCAUCUCACAUAUUUGGAAAAACUGCUUUAGAGGCCGCUGAAGGCGAUUUUUGGCAGCCAAUUUUGAGCGCAGCUCACUAUGAAAUGCCACGGUUGGUGAUAGAGCUGCUAGAUCGCGGAGUAGACCCCAAUUCCCGUCUCACUGAUCACCAGGCUCGUAGCCUAAUUGACUAUCGCGAUUGCCGCAGUGUCUUGGACCUAGUGAGAGCCAAACUCGCAGAGCUGCGUGGCUGGCAUAAGGAGGAUGAAACCGUCUCUCACGAUCUCGUAGGGACGCCAGAGGGGUCUAAGCAACGCGAUGGGAAAGAAAAUGCAAUCACCCAGUUGAUCAAGUUAUAUGAAGAAGCAGAAGCAAAAUUGGUCUCACUAGCAGCCGAGGUAACUGACGGGCUGAACUUCCUAGACCAAUCAGGUGCUGCGCCUCGUCGAUCUCAUAAAAGAGUUCAAUUGCAUGCCCCUAAUUCUGAGACACAAGCUGAGAUCGCACUACCUUCACACAUAUCUUCUAAAGAAGUCGACUUCAAGACGCUGAAAACGGCGGAGGAUGGCCAGAUGGCACUGCUGGCAGCUUGCAGAAACAAUGAUGCUGCGCUGGUAAAAGCACUUACAUUGGGAAGAUGGGGAGUCGACUUAAAGUUUCCCCCGAUUUCGAUAUCGGAGGUGUCUGGCUCCUCGAAAGGACCUUAUUACACUGCUAUGGAAUCGAAAAAUUAUGAUCUUGCUCGCAUUAUUGUUCGAAUUGCGACAGUUCAGCACAUUGACUUUAUAGAUAAUGAAACGAACGAUCUAUCCAGUGCUUUAGCCGACGAUGUACACUCCGUUGAAGACAUCAAGGCUGUUUCAGCUCAAGUCAAGUCAACUACAUUAGCAAAAACAAUUAUUCGCGACAGUGGAGCUACUUCUAUUGCAGGAAAGCUCAAAGACGAGGAGAUGCUCCAGUUUUCGCUAGAGACGUAUUACUCGUUUGGGUUUGAGCAGAACGAUGUGAAACAAAAUGCCAAUUCCGUCUAUCAUUCAAUAGAAUGGGGAAAUUGGCCUGAGGGCCUCCAAGAGUACAUUAACGUAACGGGUGCUCCAUUUCAGCAUGCCGCGGUUCAAGGUAAGCUAAAAGGGAAAAAGCAACUCGACAAGACUCACCAUUUAUCGCCUCUUCUUCGAGCUGCCUGGUCUGGUAACCUAGAUAUGGUGCGAUUUCUUCUUGAUAAAUCCAAAAUAAUAGCAGCGUAUAAGCAUUUUGCAUCACGCACCGACUUUUCAACCAAUAAAUUGGGUCCCGAACAAGCUCGAGCGGAGUUCCUUAGUGCCGCAGAGGAAUGGGUAGGCAAACAAGAGAAUCUAGUUCUGCAUUGCGCCAUCUUGUCUGGAAAAAAGGAUCUCGUCAAACUUGUACUGUCAGCUCGUCCGGAAUUUCUGGAAGUUAAAUCUAUAGACGGGUGGACGCCCUUGUUGACAGCAGCAAUGUGUCAACAGGUUGAGAGUAUACAAGCACUUCUUGAAGCAGGGGCUGACCCCUUCACCACGGAUCCAUUUGGCCGUAACAUGCUCCACCUGUUUCUCGUUUCCCCUACCCAGAGUCAUGUUUAUGAACUUGGAAAACUUUCUUCUUUCUUCCGCAUAGUGGACAGGCCAGCGCUUCACAAGCUUCUAGAAGAGCGCUGUGCUGAAAGUCCUGGUGGUUUGACGCCUCUUGCGCGUUGGAUAUCUGCUACUGUCAAAUUCGCUCCAGUCGCAUUAUCCAUUGCUCUGUUAGAGUUUUCCACAAUAAAGGCAAUGGAGAUGUGGGACGGCAGAGGCUCUACACCCCUCCACACUUUCGCAAUGUUGUCGCUGGAAAGUCUCAUUCUCCCGUUUAUCGAGAAAGCGCCUCAUGUUCUGUUCUAUGAGGAUUUAGAGGGGAAAACCCCUUACGAUAUCAUCACCGAAAAACAGCUCUAUGGAUAUUUGGAAUGUCUCAUGCCAAGCUAUACGCAAACCGGGCGCUAUCCACUGGGCCGACUAGUCCACUGGCCGCUAUUUGCAUUUGGUACGGAUUACAAAGGUCCCUUGCAGCAAAAACAGCCUUACAGAGUUUGGGAACUUUGCGAAGACUUCCUUAAAUCGAUGAAGCCUGGGCUGUAUCCUAGGAAACUACUCACCGACACUGAUCGAAUCGAAAUCUCACAGCUAUCUAAAGACAAGAAAAUACAGAAGAAACCGAAAGGAGAUCAGCACGAUGUGGUAUCCUUAGCUAUAUAUAAGCCUGGAUACUUAUGUUGGUAACAAGAUUCCGCUUAAGUAUCCGG
Molecule: messenger RNA, 3158 nt
Organism: Trichoderma asperellum CBS 433.97
Lineage: Eukaryota; Fungi; Ascomycota; Sordariomycetes; Hypocreales; Hypocreaceae
Cellular component (GO): nucleus; cytoplasm
Molecular function (GO): protein binding
Source: RefSeq, a predicted model, not a curated record